AUUGAAACUCGGGAUAGCUGUCUUAGCGUUUAUAAAUAUCCGCCAUAUGAGAGACUGGGCAGUGUUUCCGGAAGUACCUUACCCGAACGUCAAGUGGGAACUGGCGACGACAGCAGCAAACUGCUCACAAGUGGUACUUAUCCGACGAAAACAUUGAUCGACAGUCUAGGGGAGUGUUUCAUCUAAAUCUAAUGUAGAACUAUAGAAAAAAGCAAGGUCUUCAUCUCCGUUUAGAUAAUUGUUGUCAUUCAAGAUGGACCUAAAAGAAAAGACCGUUGCCAUAUUGAAGCAGUAUGAUGUUGGCACCAGAUUCUCCUACCUGCCCAACCUGCCAAAGGCCUCAGUGUUGAUCCCACUGUUUGUGAGGGAUGGUGAUGUACACAUGUUGAUGACUCUACGCUCCUUAGAGCUGAGGACCAAUGCAGGUGAGGUGUGUUUCCCAGGUGGGAAGAGGGAUCCAAGUGACAGGAAUGAUGUGGACACAGCUCUUAGAGAAGCAGAAGAGGAGUUAGGCCUUCCUGCUGACCAGGUGGAUGUGGUCUGUACACUCUUUCCCAUUAUGAACAAGAGUGGCCUUCUCGUGACACCAGUGGUGGGGUUCAUUGAUGCCUCGUUCUCUCCUUGUCCAAACCCAGCUGAAGUCAGUGCUGUGUUUACUGCCCCACUGGAGUUCUUUCUUAAAGAGACAGAUCACUCCUCCUACAGCUCUGCUGGGAUGUCUGGCCUGCUCCACAGUUUUCUGUUUCUGGACCCUGAAUCAGGAAGCUACUAUCAGAUAUGGGGCCUGACUGCCAUUUUGGCUAUACUGGUCUCUGUCCUUGCACUAAGAAAAAAGCCAGAGUUUGAGAUUAGUUUUAACUCUGAUAACCCAGAAUCUUACUUCCAACACAAUUUGAACAAAAUUAUUAGUAAAUUAUGAAAGAUUAGAUUUAAAAAUAUAUAUAUUUACCAGGUAACAAUACAAUCAUUAUUUAAUGUAAUUCUGUUAUGAAGCAUUUCUCUAUAUAUUUUCCACAAAAUACUAUCUUUAAAUAUGUAAAUCAAAUAUCUACCUAAAUGUUUGUGAAUGUAGAAUAGGUUAAUUCACCUAUUCGAAUAGGUUCAUUCACAUUGAAUAAAAAUAAGGGAAUGCAUUUUUGAUUGCCACAGUAUGAACAAAGUAAAAGGCAAUGUAGAGGAGUAAAGAAAGGUACUCUGAUUCAGAAGAAAUGGUCAGAAGCCUCUUUAGAAAGGCCUGAACCCACUGUGAUUCUUUGGUCAGGGUCUGUAUUCUCAAGGCUUCUCAGAGAAUAUCAACAGUUUUUCCUUUUAAUUAUCAUGAUGAAUAAUAUUGUAUGUAAGAUAUGUAAUCUAUGGUGUAAUUAUUGUUUCUAUAAUUAAGGAAUGUACUAUUAAAGUAAUACACUACUCUAUAUGCAAUGUCAGUUCUACUGAUAUAGUUUUUAGUGGCCGGAGAUCAUCACACUGCCAACCACACUGUCUAAAAGCAUAAAGGGACCACACUGCUGUUGCACACUUUUUCAGGGAUUAAGGGAUACUCUUUUA
Molecule: messenger RNA, 1545 nt
Organism: Esox lucius (northern pike)
Lineage: Eukaryota; Metazoa; Chordata; Actinopteri; Esociformes; Esocidae
Gene: nudt7
Product: nudix (nucleoside diphosphate linked moiety X)-type motif 7
Exons: 4
Coding region: 254-919 (221 amino acids)
Biological process (GO): coenzyme A catabolic process
Molecular function (GO): acetyl-CoA hydrolase activity; coenzyme A diphosphatase activity
Source: RefSeq, a predicted model, not a curated record